Rubroshorea leprosula is the source of this 451-nucleotide messenger RNA. NCBI's taxonomy places the organism in Eukaryota, Viridiplantae, Streptophyta, Magnoliopsida, Malvales, Dipterocarpaceae. The record is from the annotation of a GenBank genome assembly.
AAUAAAAUUACAUUUUGAGAGAAACGGUAGAUUGAGGGAGAAAACAAAGGAAAAGGAGAGAAAUGAAGCACAUUUUCAAGAAGCUACACAAAGGCCAUAAUCACGAGUCUAAUCGGACCAACGAGACGCCGCCGCCGCCGCCGCCGUCUCCCUCAUGCGCCACCGAUCAUCAACGUACCAUGUCCGGAAACUCUCCGACGAGUCCCUCCACGUCAUCACCUUCUCGGGCUACUGUUUUGACGAGCCUCGGGAACACUAGAGCAGCGUCGACUGUGUCGGCAAGUAAUGGUACCGAUUACAUGUUGUCGGAGGAGGAGUUCCAGGUUCAGUUAGCUCUAGCGAUCAGCGCGUCGAAUUCGGAGGAUCCCCAGAAGGAUCAGAUCCACGCAGCGACUCUGCUGAGCUUGGGCGGUACAGGCAGGGAUAGGGAGGAGGUGCCCGCAGAGGAUUU